UUCUGACCAGCCUUCAUCCAACAGAGCACACUUUGGCACAAGCGUUGUUUUCCUGCCAACAACUGCAGAAGUUGCUAAUAUCCAGUUGCUGAAAUGGAGCUUCUGGGAGUUACUACUCUUGCUCUUGUCAUUUCUGUCACUUGCCUGAUUUUCAUAUUUUUGUGGACAAAAGGUCAGAAAGCAGUAAGGCUACCCCCUGGCCCAACUCCACUCCCUGUUAUUGGAAACAUCCUGCAGCUGAACCUCAAGGAUGUUCCUGCAUCUCUCUCCAAGCUGGCUGAACAGUAUGGGCCUGUUUAUACCUUGUACCUUGGACCCCGGUGCACUGUGGUCUUACAUGGAUACGAUGCAGUAAAAGAAGCUCUGAUCAAUCAAGGUGAUGAAUUUCAUGGCAGAGGACGUUUUCCAAUCAUAGAUAACGCUCAGAAAGGAUAUGGGCUCAUUUUCAGUCACGGAGAGAGAUGGAAGCUCAUGCGCCGCUUCUCCCUCAUGACCCUGAGGAACUUCGGGAUGGGGAAGAGAAGCCUUGAGGAGAGAGUGCAGGAGGAAGCCCGUGGCCUCCUGCAGGAGCUGAGAAAUACAGAAGGUCAGCCCUUUGAUCCCACCUUCGCCCUUUCUUGUGCUCCCUGCAAUGUGAUCUGUUCUGUCCUCUUUAAUGAGCGUUUCCAGUACAACGAUGAGAAAUUCCUCACCCUGAUGGAUCUGUUAGAUGAAAAUUUUAAACAAGUAAACUCUCGCUGGUGCCAGAUAUACAAUCUUUGGCCAGUACUCAUGAAGUAUCUCCCUGGAAAACACAAAGAAUUCUCAAAAAAGAUUUAUGAUGUUAAGAAUUUCAUUCUGGAAAAGGUGAAGGAGCAUCAAGAGACCUUGGACCCUGAUAACCCCCGUGACUAUAUCGACUGUUUCCUUACCAAGAUGGAGCAGGAAAAAUACAAGCCAGAAUCUGAAUUUAAUUUGGAGAACUUGGCAGCCUGUGGAUCUAAUUUAUUUACAGCAGGAACAGAAACAACCAGUAUCACCCUGAGAUUUGGGCUGCUGCUCCUAAUGAAAUACCCAGAGGUGGAAGCCAAAGUUCAUGAAGAAAUUGAUCGUGUGAUUGGACGCAACCGAAGCCCCAGCAUGAAGGACAAGAUGAAGCUGCCCUACACAGAGGCCUUUCUGCAUGAGAUACAAAGAUACAUCACCCUGUUUCCUUCUAACCUACCCCAUGCUGUAACCCAGGACACGAAAUUCAGACAAUAUGUCAUCCCCAAGGGAACUACUGUAUUACCAUUGUUGUCUUCAGUCUUGUUGGAUUGCCAGGAGUUUCCCAAUCCAGAGAAAUUUGACCCGGGACACUUUCUGGAUGAAAAUGGCUGUUUCAAGAAAACAGACUACUUUGUGCCUUUUUCCUUGGGAAAACGGGCCUGUGCUGGAGAGAGUUUGGCCCGUAUGGAGUUGUUCCUGUUUAUCACCAGCAUUCUGCAAAACUUCUCCCUGAAGUCCUUGGUGGAACCAAAGGAAAUAGAUACCAAACCCAUUACUACUGGGUUUAUCAAUAUCCCACCACCCUAUAAGCUCUGUCUGAUACCGAGAUAAAAGAAUUUACUUCUUUUAGCCAUUCCAAUCAAAGUAAUUGUUUUCCAUUUCCUCUAAAUUCCCCACUUUGAAUACUGCUACCAUACUAGGACAGAAACCCUUUCUCAGUAAAAUUAGAUGAAUAUUUGUUUCAAUCUACAAAUUGCUUGUUAACAGAAAGGGCUGGGUCUUGAAAACUCCAAAAGGGCAAGCCAUGGGGGUUCCACGAAGAGAAACGCCAGAUAGCACCUCCCUGAGCCUACCUGCAGGAACUCUGAGAAUCAGGCACCCCUCUGCCCCAAGCAACUGGCUGGAGGACAGGCUGAGUUGAUAGUAGCUAAGGUACAAAGAGCAACUGAAUGCUUGUAUUGUUUGAUUGACUUUGCAGGCCUGGGACCAGUGGUCUGAGCAUCUCUUGGGAGGGUGACAGUGUGCAGCAUAGCAGAUAUAGGGGAUUUCCCUCUGCUUUGCCUUUGAAGUCCAAUAGUGUUCUCACUGUUUUGCUUUGUUCUGAUUGUUUUGCUUUGUUGGAUAUUCUGCUUUGAUUGGUUUUAUUUUGUUUUGUUCUUGGUUUGAUUUUGCUAUGCUUGAGGGAAUGGACAAUUAUUGUGAAGAUAGUAAGAUGUUCUAUGGUAGCUGUUGUUUUCCUAGUAUCCUGCUUUGAAGUUCUGUACCAGUUUUGAUUGGCUGUGUUCUGUUUUGUUGGAUUUUAUUAUCUUUAAAAUAAAAUAUUUUCAAAAAGAAAGCUACAAAAGGGCAACCAAUAUGUUUAUAACCUGUAGAGUACUACAUAAACCAUGCUCAAGGAGAACCCAGACCAGGCCUUCAGAAAGCUUUCAUUAGAGAUUAUCAAUAAACAGAGCCUUCACUCUUUUGGUGGAUUUGGAAAUAAAGUAAUUGUCAUUUUUGAAAUAGAUUAAUAUAGUGGACUAUGUAAACCUAUUUCCAUUUUAAAGCCCUUAUAUGAUUUUUGUCACAUUCAUAAAAUAAAUCUUUACUGUUGCAAUACA
This is a messenger RNA of Cavia porcellus (domestic guinea pig), 2567 nucleotides long. RefSeq names its product cytochrome P450 2C23-like. Gene Ontology annotation, cellular component: intracellular membrane-bounded organelle; cytoplasm. Gene Ontology annotation, molecular function: heme binding; oxygen binding; iron ion binding. The transcript is spliced from 9 exons. Bases 94 to 1578 code for a protein of 494 amino acids. The record is from RefSeq and is a predicted model, not a curated record. Lineage: Eukaryota; Metazoa; Chordata; Mammalia; Rodentia; Caviidae. Gene Ontology annotation, biological process: xenobiotic metabolic process.